This is a messenger RNA of Colletotrichum chrysophilum, 5358 nucleotides long. RefSeq lists its product as uncharacterized. Gene Ontology annotation, biological process: calcium ion import across plasma membrane. NCBI's taxonomy places the organism in Eukaryota, Fungi, Ascomycota, Sordariomycetes, Glomerellales, Glomerellaceae. Gene Ontology annotation, cellular component: membrane; voltage-gated calcium channel complex. The record is from RefSeq and is a predicted model, not a curated record. The coding region runs from base 1 to 5358 and encodes 1785 amino acids. Gene Ontology annotation, molecular function: high voltage-gated calcium channel activity; calcium ion binding. The transcript has 6 exons.
AUGUCGCAGCGUGUUGUUAACAUCAGCGGCGAGGGCGAAAUAAUCGACCAGCGCAAUUCACGCGGUCGGUCACCCUCCCCGGUGCCGGACCGUCGGCAACAGCUGCACAAUUCUGCGCAGAUGUUCACCGAUACCUCCUAUCAUUCUCAUUUCUCGCAUGUGCCUGAAAAGACGCCAGAGGCCGCAGCCAUCUUCGCAGAGCCUGCUCCUCCCCUCCAGCCGCGUGUCCCCAUGAAGAACCCCCUUAAAGGAAAGUCUUUAGGCAUUUUCCCUCCGGACCACCCGAUACGAACCAAGUUAUGCGACUUGUUGGUGCACCCAUUCACCGAGCCGUUCAUUCUCAUCCUCAUCAUCUGCCAAGCUGUUCUACUGGCAAUAGAAUCUGCACCGGAUGUCUUCACCCACCCCCGCCCUGACCGAUGGGGUAUCACGUGGAUUGACUGGGCAAUGUUAGUACUGUUUGCCAUCUUCACUCUCGAGUUGAUUGCUCGCAUUCUGGUUUCCGGCUUCAUCUUGAAUGCUUCGGAAUACAGCACAAUCGAUCGAAAACGGGGAGUAAGAGCGGCCGUCGUGGACCAGUACAGGAAUAUAUUUCAACCCCAACGACAAAAGUCUGUCAAAGCUACGCGACAGAUCAACCUUGGGCCCUCUGCUUUCCAGCGGUCAUUUACUAUCAUGCAAGGCCAGACGCUACCUCAAACCGUCGAAGAACAUCAGAGAUUUCAGCUCGCGCGACGAGCCUUUUUGCGUCAUUCUUUCAAUCGCCUAGACUUCUUAGCUGUUGUCGCAUUCUGGAUAUCCUUCGCUCUCAGUAUCACAGGCAUUGAGAGCCAAAAACACCUUUACGUGUUCCGCAUGAUCAGCUGCUUGCGGAUUCUGAGGUUACUUGCUCUUACAAACGGCACAGCUAUCAUCCUGAGAAGUUUAAAAAAGGCGGCGCCGCUGCUCGUUCGCGUGGCCUUCCUCAUAGCCUUCUUCUGGAUCUUGUUUGCCAUUAUUGGUGUGCAGAGUUUCAAAGCCAGUUUGAGUCGCCAAUGCGUCUGGCUUGACCCAACAGACCCCACGAACAAGACUAAAUCUUUCACCAAUGAUAUGCAAUUCUGCGGUGGAUUCCUCAAUAAUGUUACGGGAGACACCAUGCCCUGGGUACUGGUAGAUAAUGAUGCCGUCUUGGACAACUUCAAGAACGGUAGCAAAGCUGGGAAAGGAUUCAUCUGCCCUAGAGGAUCGAUAUGUUUACAACAGGAAAACCCGUUCAACGGAACUGUCAGCUUCGACAACAUUUUCCAGUCUAUCGAGAUGGUUUUCGUGAUCAUCAGCUCGAACACAUUCACCGACAUCAUGUACUACACAACCAACUCGGACUAUCUUCCCGCGGCACUGUUCUUUGGGGCAGGUAUCAUGAUACUCAUGUUGUGGCUCGUAAACUUGCUCAUUGCUGUCAUUACGUCUUCCUUCCAAGUCAUUCGGGAGGAGAGCAAGGCGAGCGCUUUCACUACGGAAGAGGAGCCACUGGUUCAAGAGCCAGUUGAAGAGGCACCACAGAAGGUUUCGGCACUGCGAAAGAUCUACGAUCAAACUUCUUUCUUGUGGAUAGCAGUCAUCGCUUUCGGUCUGCUGGCUCAGUGUUUUCGAAGCUCUCGGAUGUCAGACAGUCGCGGUCGGUUCAUUGAUGCCGUCGAGGUUGUCGUCACAAUCAUUCUGGAUUUCGAGAUUGCCGUACGCAUUGCCGCCGGUUGGCGCACUUUCCACAAAUGCCGACGCAACAUUAUCGACCUAGGCCUAGCUGUUAUCACGAGCAUUAUUCUCAUUCCCCCAAUCCGUAACUCGGGAGAACCUUAUGCCUGGUUGACCGUUUUCCAAAUCUUGCGGGUGUAUCGAUUGGUUCUAGCGGUGCCGAUGACGAGAAAGCUCAUCGUAAUGGUCUUGGGAAACUCCAACGGUAUUGCCAACCUGAUGCUUUUCGUCUUUCUCAUCACAUUUCUCAUGUCCAUCCUGGCGGCUCAACUAUUCAGGGGCGAGAUACCGAAGCACAGCGAUGACGGCGACCUCAACGAAGUCUCGUUUUUCACCAUUUACAAUUCGUUCCUCGGCAUGUAUCAAAUCCUGUCGAGUGAGAACUGGACAUCCAUGCUUUACAACGUCACAUCGUAUUUGAACGCUUACAAUACUGGCUGGAUUGGGGCGAUCUUUCUUAUCGGGUGGUUCAUCCUCGCGUUUCUAAUUCUCGUCAACAUGUUCAUUGCUGUCAUCCAGGAAAAUUUUGAUGUGUCUGAAGACGAGAAGCGGCUCGAGCAGGUCAAAGCUUUCUUGCAGAGGAAAGAACUUGGCAAGUCCUCAAGCAACCUGACGUUGUCGAACAUCUUCACCUUUGGCAAGGUGAAGCGGAAAAAGGAUCCCCUCGACUACGGUCCGGCAAUGAUGGAAAUGUUGCUAAAGGAUGCUGUCGUGCAUGAAUUUCUCGACGACUCCGUGGAGGGCCAGCAUGAUAGUCAUGUCGAGGAGCAGCAGUCUCCCACGCGAGCCCAAACUGUCGCUGUCGGUGACGUGAAACCUGGCGUCAUGUCAUCCGUAUGGGGCAAGAUGACCUCCAUUUUCAGCAGCAAGGAUCCGAACCCAUUCUACUCGAAUAUCCGUUUCGAUGGGCCAAAUGAUACCCUCGAUCCGCGUCAGAUGGCGCGACAAGCAGUUUCCGCCACCUCUGCCCGGAGGAAGGCGCAGCGGGAGUACCUAGCGAGGCACCCAAAUUACAACAACUCCUUGUUCAUUUUCACUCCCAAAAACCCCAUUCGCCGUUUCUGUCAAAGGAUCGUUGGGCCAGGGAGAGGGAACGAGCGAUUCGAUGGUGUCGAGCCCAAUAAGAUCGCUUGGUAUGCCUCGUCUGCCUUCAUCUAUGCUUGUAUCGUUGCAAUGGUUGUGAUUGCAUGCGUUACGACGCCACUCUAUCAGAAGCAGUACCAAGCAGAACAUCCUGAAUUCAGCAUCACCUUCUGGUAUGUGUGGACAGACACGGCGUUCGCUGUCGUAUUUUCUAUCGAAGCUGUUAUUAAAGUAAUCGCCGACGGCUUUUUCUUUACGCCAAAUGCGUACUACCGUAGCUCUUGGGGCUUCAUCGACGGAAUUGUACUCGUCACCUUGCUCGUCAACGUUGGCACGUUACUCGCCAACGACGGUGCCGUGUCUAGAGCGAUUGGUGCCUUCAAGGCAUUACGUGCCCUGCGCUUACUCAAUGCCGCAUUCGUGUCAAUCUCCCUGUUGAUCCCCUUCGCCAUCUACGGGCUGAAUCUAUUCAACGGACAGAUGGUUUCGUGCAACGAUGGCGAUGAUUCGAUCGUUCUUUUAUCAGACUGUUUUGGUGAAUUCAACAACACGCCGUUCAACGACGACUGGCCAAUGCUCGCCCCUAGAGUCCCAUCCAACAGCUACUUCAGCUUCGAUGAUUUUGCGUCUUCUCUAUUUGUGCUUUUCCAGAUUGUCAGCCAAGAAGGCUGGACCGACGUUUCCUUCGCCUCACAGGCGGUGGUUGGGCGCGGGUAUCAACCACAGGAACUCAACCGACAAGGCAACGCCAUGUUCUUCGUCGUCUUUAACUUGCUUGCGACCGUAUUCGUGCUGACGCUGUUCAUCUCGGUGUUCAUGCGCAACUACACUGAGCAGACUGGUGUCGCUUUCCUGACUGCCGAGCAACGCUCUUGGCUAGAGUUGCGCAAGCUUUUGCGGCAAAUCUCACCGUCAAAGAGUUCCUACGAUGAGUCAGAGAAGACUUGGAAGAAGUGGUGUCACAAGCGCGCAAUUGAAAAGAGAGGCAAAUGGUACACAGCCGUCACGUACGUCUUGGUCUGCCAUCUUUUGCUCCUGCUCCUCGAAUACCACGGCGAACCGGCCUGGUGGACCGAUUCCAGAGAUGGGUUGUUCUUGGCAUUCACAUUAGUCUACAUGGCUAAUAUUGCCAUUCGUAUCAUCGGUCUUGGCUGGGCUCGCUUCCGCAGGAGUUCGUGGGAUCUCUAUUCCCUGGUGGUCGUCACGGGGGCUUUCGUUUCCACGUCAGUCCUCAUCAUCAGCAGGAACAGUGAUACAUAUGUUCAAUUGCACAAAUUCUUCCUGGUCGCCAUCCUACUGCUUCUCAUCCCUCGAAACGACGCCCUGGACCAACUUUUCAAAACGGCCGCUGCCAGUUUGACCACCAUUGGUAAUCUACUUGCUACAUGGCUCGUUUUCUUCCUAGUAUUUGCCAUUGCUCUCACGCAGGCUUUCAGUCUGACUCGCUUUGGGGAGAAUGAAGAGAGUAACAUAAACUUUCGCAGUGUACCCAAUGCUCUCAUUCUUAUCUUCCGAAUGAGCUUCGGGGAAGGCUGGAAUCAAGUUAUGGAAGACUACGCUAACAUUGAACCGCCACUGUGCGUGGAUAAUCCCGACUUUUUCGACAGCGAUUGUGGCAGUAAACCAUGGGCUCGCUUCUUGUUCGUGGCAUGGAACAUCCUCAGCAUGUACAUCUUUGUCAACCUCUUCGUAUCCCUUAUCUACGAGAGCUUCAGUUAUGUGUAUCAGAGGUCCAGCGGACUUGCUGCCGUUGAUCGCGACGAGAUUCGCCGUUUCAAAGAGGCAUGGCGGAGUGUCGAUCCUGCCGGUACCGGAUUCAUCAGCAAAGACGCUUUUCCUCGUCUCCUAGGCGAACUCUCUGGUGUAUUUGAGAUGCGCAUCUACGAUGCCGAUGACUCGGUCAGACAAAUUCUGGAGGAUGUACGCAACGACGCCGCAACCUCCGGAGCACGACACAUGUCAAUCGCCUCAGCAAGCAACUACAGUGCAGGGGUCGAUAUUCAGCGGCUGAACAGACGUUUGGCCCAGAUCGAUAUCAACAAAGUGCGUGAACGGCGCCGUCGGUUCAACAUAUUCUUCGAGGAGGUUAUGGUCUCGGCAGAUCCUGACAAGGGCAUUUCCUUUACGUCUGUUCUAAUGAUUCUGGCCCACUACAACAUUAUCAAUGACAGCAAGAGCUUGAAGCUGGAAGAGUUCCUUCGUCGGCGAGCCCGAUUGCAGCGUGUCGAGGAAGAAGUUCGUCGAAGAAUUGUCCUGGGAUUCUUCGACACCCUCUACUGGACGCGGAAGUUCAAGAAGCAUGUCGACCUGAGGAAAUCGGCCAGAAUGACAGCGAUUCCUCAGCUCGAUAUCCCUCACAUCCUUGUGGAUGACGACGAGCACCGGCAAAAGUCCUCUCCUGUAGCUGGAACUGGUCAAAUGAGUCCUGUCAGCCCAGCACAGGUCAGCAACAUGCUGGACGAUUCUAUCUGGCUGGAGAGUAUUCGACGCAGCGCAACGGUCAGGAAAUCGGUCCGCAAGUCUGAGUGGAACCGGUGA